This is a messenger RNA of Aquila chrysaetos chrysaetos, 2182 nucleotides long. RefSeq names its product small integral membrane protein 32 (gene SMIM32). The annotation marks the transcript as partial. The record is from RefSeq and is a predicted model, not a curated record. The transcript has a single exon. Lineage: Eukaryota; Metazoa; Chordata; Aves; Accipitriformes; Accipitridae.
UUUGCCUUUACACAAAAUGCGGCUGGUUGUCAGCCUUUUACAAGCAGGAACGUUAUUUCUUUCCUAUGCCAAAGACUGACUGCGUUUGCUCUCCUGCUUUACUUCUGCCGUGGAGGAAAUUUAAGCAAGAACAUGUAUAGUGAAUUGCUAAAUUCAACCGGUACCACUGAAGCUCACCUUAUCAUUCAGACCAACACGCCCUACCUGAGCGGCACACCGAGACCCGUGAGCUCCUCCGCUUUUUACAUGUCGACAGCCAGGGUGUUAAAAGAAGGGGAAAUAAAUAAGCCAGACCUGGUGACUUACAUCAUUCUGUUUUUCUUUCUGCUCUUGACUGUGACGCUCAUUGUGCUCUUCAUAAACUGCCAGCUGAAAAAUUCUUUUUUUGCUACUCUUCCUUACGACAGAUCGCUCAGAGAAGCGAGGAGCCCGUGGAGGACACAAGCUGUCUGACACUAGAGAGCAACUAUGUCUUACAACAGUAGCAGGCACCAGAAACCCUGGGCAAUAAGGCGUUAUUGCCAUGUGUCAGUGAAUGGAUGUGACCCUCUUUAGAGUAAUAGCCUGCAUCGCAGGAAAAGAUUGCUGAAAAAUAUGCUGUACGCAAAUCGGAAUGGCUGUAAAUAAAAAGCUCUGUUAUGAACUGAAGAGAGAACGCUUUAGCAAAUUUAUACAGUUUUAUGCAAAAAAUUGCCCCAUGAUUCCAGAUUAAGCUCUAUAUGUAUGCAAAUGUCAUCAUCCACCCAUUCAGUGUCCAUACAAGGAUAUUUGCAUUAACAACAGUCUCUGAUUUGGGCAUCUGGUGGAGCUUGUUACCCGUGUUUAUGAAACCAUAGCAUCAAAUGUAAAAAACACAGUAUAUUUACCUAACAGCUCCACGCUGAGGAUACGAGUUUACUUUCCAGACCCAUUUCUCUCAACUGCUGCUGAAACUGCGUGGUAAUGCAGUGGGAGCCCUGCCAGGCAGGAGGAGAAAACAAAAAAAAAAUGUUUAUUUAGACUUUUGAUUGUGAUUAUGUUAAGGGUGUUUUUGAUAGUUCACUGCAUCAUCGAUCAGGUUUUAAGUUACCGGUUAUGUGAAACACUAUAUACCUAAAGAAUUUGUUUUCAACUUUCUUAAGUUACAAAGGAAAUUAUUCACCACAGCAUAAAACCAAAAUAAUCAGGAUGGGGAGAAGGAAGGAGAGAAAAUAAAUAUCAUUAAUAGUAUGUAAACUAAUGAAAGGGGAGAGCAGAGUGCUCCGAGUUCAGUACAAAAAGUAGAUAACUUCUGAAAGCCAUAAACUACAGUUUUAUAGGAAUAGUUGCUUUAAUGCACAAUAUCCCCACUCCUUGCUCUUUAUAUAAAUCUAGCACAAUUAGAAGCAUGCUUUGUCAAUACGGCAACAGCUUGAUUCAACACUGAUCACCGGCAAAAACCACCAUUUUCAAUUAUUAGCUAUCCGAUUUUGUUCCAAAAGCUUCUGCUGAACCUUGUUAGCUGACAUGCUAUUUUAUAGAAGCUGAUUUCUAGUAAACUUGCAGUUACAGCACAAUUCCAGAUCAAACUGCAUGAACCCCAGAACAGUAUUUGUGUUUCCCACAAACAGUGGGCAAAGGGCUUGCUUUUUUUUUUUUUUUGACCCCAGUGGCUCAGCAUACAACUGAAUUGCAGCUAUCCAGAAACAGAGUCCUAAACCCUAUUUUAGCUCCAGUUUUUUGCUAGUGGACCAUCUAUCAGAAGAACGGGGUUCCAGUUGUGUCAGAUGCUGUGCCCCUAAAUCCGUUCUUAACAUGCGGAGUACAGCAGAGGUGCUGUGUGUAUGUAUGUACAUAACUUAUUUAAUCCAAAUGAGGAGAUUUUACAAUGCAACUACACGCACAUACAGGCUUGCACUUGAGCACACAGACAAAACGUGUAUAUACAGGAGCCUGUUUGCAAGUUGUUUUUUUACACAGAAACUGCACAGUUGAUAACACUUCCAUGUCAUUGUCUUGGUUACCAUGUUUUAUUAUGCUCCAGUAAGUUGAACUACUAUAUAACAGGCUUAAAUAUUUUAUUCCUCGAUAGGUGGCCAAUUUUUAUCUCCUCUGAACCAAAUUUAACUGGUGUAAUUCCAAGUAAUUACUCUAAUGUAGAAAGCGAGAUUAAAUUCAAGUGUGUUUAUCUCAGCCCUUUUUGAAUAAAUCAAGUUUUAUCAAA